AUUGGUAGUCGGUUUCCGCGUUCUCAGCGAAAAGCAUGAUACUGUAUAGUUUACUCUUAGUCCUGGCACUGGUAGUCUUGGCUCAAGGAGCGAGCCUUGGCCAGGACGAAAGACUGCGCUAUGACAACUACUCGGUGUAUAAGGUCAAGUUUGAAACCCGAGAGCAGAGAAGUAUCCUGAGAAAGCUUGCAGAGGAUCGGGAAAAUUUCAGGCUGUGGCACGAAGCCAAGGAUGAGUUGCACCUGAUGCUAAGUCCAGGUGCUUUUGGCGAACUCGAGACUGAAAUGCGGAGGACCAAUGUCACGGCUGAGCUGUUUAUCAGCAAUGUGCAGGAGCUCAUUGAUUCGGAGGAAGCUGCCAAUCUGAAAGCGAGCAGAGAUGGAUCCUUCGGUUGGACUAAGUACAAUUCUCUGGCAGAAAUCUAUGCGUGGCUGGACGAUAUACUAGCCGCUUAUCCUUCGGUGACUGAGAGCUUUAUAGUGGGUCAAUCGUACGAGGGCCGCACCAUCCGGGGCAUAAAGAUCUCCUACAAGUCGAAUAACCCUGGAGUGCUAAUUGAGUCCAAUAUACAUGCAAGGGAGUGGAUCACCUCCGCCACAGCCACUUGGUUGAUUAACGAGUUCCUCACCUCCACGGAUGAGUUAGUGAGGGAUCUUGCCGAGAACCACGACUGGUACAUAGUGCCAGUGCUGAAUGUCGACGGUCUUGUGUACACUCACGAAAAGGAUCGCAUGUGGCGAAAGACCCGUCAACCCUCCGACAUUUCUAGUUGUGUCGGAGUAGACCCCAACCGAAACUACGACUCGCAUUGGAUGGAGAACGAGGGAGCUUCUUCGGAUCCCUGCGCUGAGGACUACGGUGGACCCAAGCCCUUUUCCGAGCCUGAGAUCCAGGCCAUGUCUGAGUUCGUAAUCAGCAUCAAGGACAAGAUCAAUGUGCUGCUCGCGUUCCACUCGUACAGUCAGCUCUUGCUCUCUCCCUACGGACACACCAAAGAAGAGUUUCCGCCCAAUUUCGAUGAUAUGAUGGAAGUGGCUCAAGCGUAUGGAGAUGCAGUUGAGAGCCUGCCCUAUGGAACUGUCUACAGAUACGGCUCAGCUGCCGGCAUUCUCUAUCCUGCGUCUGGGGCCACCAUAGACUGGGCAUACAAUGAACAAGGGGUGCAGAUAUCGUAUACCAUUGAAUUCAGGGACACCGGUCGAUAUGGGUUUAUCCUGCCCCCGGUGCACAUUAUUCCGAACGCAGAGGAGGCAUUAAUCGGAAUUGCUGCCCUAUUAGAAAAGUGUAAAGACCUGGGCUAUCUCGUACUUAAGAGCACCUUGUAAGUGCUGGGGAAAUUCAGUGUGCAAUAAACCAAUAAAG
Molecule: messenger RNA, 1362 nt
Organism: Drosophila teissieri
Lineage: Eukaryota; Metazoa; Arthropoda; Insecta; Diptera; Drosophilidae
Product: zinc carboxypeptidase
Exons: 5
Coding region: 36-1325 (429 amino acids)
Biological process (GO): proteolysis
Molecular function (GO): metallocarboxypeptidase activity; zinc ion binding
Source: RefSeq, a predicted model, not a curated record